Messenger RNA from Rotaria sp. Silwood2, 1329 nucleotides. The record is from the annotation of a GenBank genome assembly. NCBI's taxonomy places the organism in Eukaryota, Metazoa, Rotifera, Eurotatoria, Philodinida, Philodinidae.
AUGUCUUCCCAAAUAAAAGAGAUCUGUAAUUCAAUUAAUCGUGAACAACUUCAAAGCAUCCGUGAUUUAACAUCAGGACAUUUAAAUGAAAAUAAUCUUUAUCGUCCACAACCAACAACCAAUGGAGAAAAGAAAUCAUGUUGGUCAUCUUCUCAAAAGCCUCGUCCAACUUUACGACCAGCUCAUCGUUUUCAAACAUAUUCAUCAAAUGUUGAACAAAUGACAAAUGGUUUAGUAGAUUUUACUUAUAUGACUUUACCAGAAAUUCCGAUAAAAAAAACAGCAAAACCAGCGAAAUUUGAUGAAAAAUUAUCACCAUCAAUAACCAGUGAACAAUUACCACCGAUCACAAAUGAACGUAUUCAAGUACCAACAUUUUCAAUAGAUUUAUCUGAAGAACAACGAGUGCGUAAAAUGCGAACAUUCAAUGAUUUGGUUUUACAAAAGAAUGAUGUCAAUUUACAUGGUUUGGGAUAUAGUGAAGAUUUUGUUGCUUUUGUUGAACAAAAUCUUAUAUUAAAAUUAGCGACGAUCGAAAGUCAAAAUAAAGGUCAAACAAUUAGUUUAACUCGUCUACAAGCGUAUGGUGAAGCAAUGAGUCAAUUGAUCGAAGGUUCAGUCGCCUUUGGUUCGAUUCUUGAACGUAUCAAAGACGAAUAUGAAUUAUAUCUUGAUCAUUUAUUAACUAGUCAACCUGAAUAUGGCACUCAUGUUGCUGAGCAACUAAAACGAUUGCGUCAAACUCAACCAAAUUUCUCAACAGCUGAUUCAGAAUUAUUUGAUAUAGAUAAAAUCGAAGAACAAACAAGACAAGCAUUAAAACGAAAUCGAACAUUGAAUGAAGAACUCAAACGACUAAAACAAGAACAAAUCAAAAUGAGAACUGAAGCAGCAGCUCCAAUAAUCGAAGUUCCAGUUGCAUCUACAGAAUUAAAAAUUAAAACACAAACAGAACAAAUUGAUGACAUGAGACAAAAUAUAUUUGAUUUAUUCGAUCGAAUGACAAAGAAAAAACAAGAAUUAACUGAAAACUUUGUUCCGAUAUCUGUUUGUACACAACUUCAACAAGCUAUUCGCGACGCAGAAAUGGAUGUAAUAAAGACAAAUAAACAAAAUGAAACAUUAUCUGGUGAACUUGAUAUUUUAGAAGAAAGAAUUAAACACGAAAUUCUUUCUCAUGAUCAAACUGAAUUUGCUGACGAAAAUGUCAAUCAAAUUAUUCAACUGCUCAAGAAAGUUGAUGUAUUACAUAUGAAAAAAUCGAUUUCCAAUGAAGAUAAUAUUGAUGAUCGAUACUUUUUACAUACUUAUGAUGAUUAUUUUUCGUAA